CCAAACUUUGCUGUUUGACCUGCUUGAUGAACUCCAUGAUGCGUGCAGCUGUGGUUCUCUGGAUUGUCUCAGCAGUGAUCUAUGUGGGGAGAGGUGAUCCCCAGCCAUGCCGUGCUCAAGGAGCCACAGAGGAGAGCUACAACAGAUCAUCUCUGGUGAUUUCAGCCAACAAAGACUUUGCCUUCAGUCUGUACAGGGAACUGGCCAAUUCUGAUUCUCAAGGAGAAAACKUCUUCUUCUCACCUGUUUGUGUUUCUGUCAUCUUGGCUGCUUUGUCUGUUGGGGCACGAGGAGAGACCCACCAACAGAUUUUUGAUGGUCUGGCUUUCAGUAACUUCAAUCUGUCCCAAACAGAUGUAAACCAGGGUGUCUGUCAAAUUGUUGGAAUUGAACAGGCAAAUGAGGGCAUCAGUGCAGGUAAUGCUGUAUUUGUAGACCACCUGUUCAACCCCCUGCCUGAGUUCCUGGAGGUCUUGGAGCACUUUUAUUUCACUGAGGGCUUCACUGUUGACUUCAGCAAAACUACAGACUCCAUCAACACCAUCAAUAAAUACAUUUCACAUCAAACCAAUGGAAAGAUCAAGGAAGUGGUCGACAGUCUGUCUCCAAAUACAGUCCUGUUUCUCCUCAGCUACAUUUACUACAAAGCAAAUUGGGUGACUGCAUUUAAUCCUGCCCUGACAAAGAUGGACGAGUUUCAUGUAGCUGAAAAUGAYACGGUUUCAGUCCAGUUGAUGAAAACGGAAGAAUCUUUGUAUUUUUAUGAUGAAGCAAUCAGCACCUCAGUCCUCCACCUUCCCUUCAAGUCCUGCUCCAUGUUGCUGCUGAUGCCUGAUGAUAUGAGAACCCUGGAGGACAUCAUCAGUCCAGCUCAAGUCACUGAAUGGCGGAAGCUGCUUAAGUCCAUUGACUAUGAUGUUUAUAUUCCAAAGUUUUCCAUCAAGACCUCCUACGUGCUGAAUGACGUGUUGAAGGAAAUGGGAAUGACUGACAUGUUUGAUCAUGCAGACCUGAGUGGGAUUUCAAUGCUGCAUGACUUGGCUGUCUCUGAGGUUGUGCACAGAGCUGCCCUGGAUGUUGAUGAGGCUGGAGCCACCGCUGCUGCUGCCACUGGGGUUGACAUUGUGGAGCUUUCUUCCUUGAAGACAGGACUGAAAUAUGAUCGUCCUUUCAUGCUGAUGAUAAUUGAACAGAGCACAGAAAUCAUUCUUUUUAUAGGAAAGAUUGUCAACCCAAACCUGAAGUAACAAUUGUGGUCUGGUAUUGCUGCUGUAUUGAAGUAUUUUUAAAGGAAUACAUACUUUAAUAAACGGUACUUGCAGUCA
This is a messenger RNA of Austrofundulus limnaeus, 1325 nucleotides long. Its product is annotated as serpin A3-4. Gene Ontology annotation, molecular function: serine-type endopeptidase inhibitor activity. The coding region runs from base 27 to 1247 and encodes 406 amino acids. Lineage: Eukaryota; Metazoa; Chordata; Actinopteri; Cyprinodontiformes; Rivulidae. The record is from RefSeq and is a predicted model, not a curated record. The transcript is spliced from 6 exons.